Monoraphidium neglectum is the source of this 2277-nucleotide messenger RNA. Its product is annotated as adenylate cyclase. Gene Ontology annotation, biological process: intracellular signal transduction; cyclic nucleotide biosynthetic process. The transcript is spliced from 17 exons. Lineage: Eukaryota; Viridiplantae; Chlorophyta; Chlorophyceae; Sphaeropleales; Selenastraceae. Gene Ontology annotation, molecular function: protein binding. The record is from RefSeq and is a predicted model, not a curated record. Bases 1 to 2277 code for a protein of 758 amino acids.
AUGCACGCACAGCCAAACACCACUCUGCCGGCGGACACAGUCGCGCUGCUGUCGUUCAAGGCGUCGCUCGCCGAUGCCGGCGCGGCGCUGCCUGCAUGGGGCGACGGCACCGACCCAUGCGGGGCGGCGUGGACCGGUGUGAUCUGCGUGUGCAGCCAGAUCAGAUCGAUCGCCGUGACAGCAUGCAUUGACGACGCGCUGACCGCGCCGUACACAAGGGUGCGGGCGCUGGACCUGGGCUCGAUCACCACCGGGGCGCAGCCGCUGCAAGGCAGCAUCAGCGCGGGGCUGGGGGGUCUGUCGGAGCUGGUGCUGCUCGACCUGUCUCAGAACAAGCUCACGGGCACCGUGCCGCAGGAGCUGUCCCAGCUCACGCGGCUCCAGUGGCUGGCGCUCGGGGGCAACGCACUGUCUGGCGCGCCGCCGGCCUUUCUAGGUGCACUGCCAGACCUAAAGGGGGCGCGGCUUGGUGGCAACCAGCUGGCUGGCCCGCUGCCCGAGGACUGGUGCGCUAACAACGCCACAUACUCGGUCAACGGGAACGCAAACCUUUGCGGCAUCGUCCCGACUUGCCUCGAGGCGCGCGGCAUCGUCGGUCCGGACGCAAUAGCCGGGACGUUCCUCAUCCCCACCGCCAACAUGUCGCUCGACAGCGGCGGCCUCUGUGACGCGUCGCCGCCGCAGUGCGACCCCAUCAUUGGCUGCUGGGUGGCCGUGCCGCCGUUCACGUCGGUGCGGCUCAUCACGUUCAAUUUCACGGGGUUCACCGACGCCGACUCUGGGCCGCUGAGCUACCAGUGGGGCAUCGGGUCGGCGCCGGGGCUGGCCGAUGUACUGCCGCUCAUGGCAUACGAUGGCACGGAAGUGGCGCACAACAUGACGAGCCUCACGCUGAUGGACGGCCUCAGCUACUACGUAACGGUGGUUGCCACCAACCGGGCCGGCCCCCGGCUGUCGUUCAACGUCAGCAGCCAGAACUUCAUCGUGGACACCUCGCCGCCGCUGCCGGCGGCUGUUUACAACACGGACGAAUGGCAGCAGCAGGCAACGACCAGCGGCGUCCGCCACCUGGGUGCGUCGUGGGACAACUUCACGGACCCCCAGUCAAACAUCAGCGGCUACUACGUCCAGUUUUGGAGCCAGGGCGCCGACCAGCCGGGCGCUGCAAGUGGCAGCGGCAACGGCAGCAGCGGCAGCGGCAGCGGCGUGGCUGGCGUUGACCCCGACGUGCUGGUGGUGGCGCCGAACGCGACGCAGUUGAUCAAGUACCCGGUGCGCACCAUGAACGACAGCGUGCAGUACUUUGCCACCGUCACAGCCGUCAACCGCGCCGGCCUCAACACCAGCGUCUCAGGGCUGCCCAUCAAGGUUGACACGACCUCCGGCAUGACCCUCCACGCGGGCACCAUGGCGCUCAUCACCGUCCUCGUCAGCCUCGCCUGCCUGGCCAUCGGCGCCGGGCUGGCCAUCCUCGUCACGCGCGCGCGGAUGCACCAGCAGCGGCGGCGCGACAAGGAGCGGGUCAUGACGUCGAAGCAGAUCCAGUCGCUGAUGGACGCGCUGAUGUCAACUGCCGAUGAUUACCAGGGGCCGCCCGCGGGUGGGAGCUUCACUACAAGGCCGGCGCGCGGUGGCAGGCGCUCCACCUACGAGCAGCUCAAGGAGUCCGAAGAGUUUGCAUUCGUUGUGACCGACAUUGAGAGCAGCACAGAGCUCAGCCAGCAGGACCCCAUUGCCUUCCAGCAGAUGCAGGAGAUCCACGACUCAAUAAUGCGGGAGGGCAUCGCCAAGCACGGCGGCUACGAGAUCAUCACAGAGGGCGACUCCUUCACCAUCGCAUUCACCACAGUCCACGCGGCGUCCAGCUUCUGCCUGGGGGUGCAGUACCGCCUGCUGGAGACCAGCUGGCCGCGCAGGGUGCUGCGGCUGAGGAGCUGCAGGCCCGUGUCCAGGGGCGACAGCAACACGCGGGUCCUGAUCUUCCAGGGCCCGCGCGUCCGCAUGGGCCUCCACUGGGCGCGCCGCGGCACCGUGGUGCACCGCCUGCACCACAUCACGCGCCACAGGAUCUUCGCGGGGCCCGGCAUGCAGCACGCCCAAGACAUCGGGGAGGCGGCCCACGGCGGCCAGGUGCUCAUCUCCCACGAGGCCUGGGAGGAGCUGUCAAAGAACAUGUCCGCGGGCAGCUGGCCCGUGGUGCAGCUGCUGGGGCUGUUCCACCCUCCCAUGCAUCGGGGAAUGCGACCCCUCACCUCACGCGUGCAUGCAAUACAAUAA